UCUGUGAACAGCACCUGCCAUUCACAUAUAUUACAAGGAGAAUAGGGAACAGAAGUAGAUUGCCAGGCCUUUUUUCUAUGUCAGAUACUCCCACCCACAAGAGACUGUUUAGUUUAAUCUGCCAACUGUAUGCCCUUAGGAUGUGGGAGGAAAUUGGAGUACCUGCAGAAAACUGACACAGACAUUUUUAUUUCCAGUAAAUACUUCUUUAAACUGUGAUGAAAGGAUGACAAAGUGCGAAGAGAUUUAACAGAAGCAGGAGCUGGAUUUCAAAGUUCACGAUCAGGACUGAAAAUGCAGUAUGGCCACAGGCUGUAGAACGAGGUGGAACACUAGUCUGUAGAUGAAGCCUACAGUCUGAGACAGAAGAUUCUCUAGGAAAUAAAGUGAUGGAUCAUGGGAUUUUACCUUCAUUGAACAUUGAAGAACAGAAGUCCAGUACAGAUUUGUCAAUUAAUAACAUGAUGUUUAGAUUGAAGUUAGUGACGUGGAAUGUUGGUGUCGCUGCACCCCCUGAUGACCUCUCUGACCUUCUGGGUUGGAAAUCGGAGACGCAAGGAGUGGAUAUGUAUGUCAUUGGGCUACAAGAAGUGAACUCCAAGGUUCUGAACUUCAUUUCUGACAUGGCUUUUGAUGACCCAUGGAGUAACUUCCUGAUGGACGCACUUUCCCUUCUUGGUUAUGUUAAGAUCUCUUCUCUACGGAUGCAAGGGCUCCUUCUUUUGAUCUUUGUCAAAUACUGCCACAUCCCCUUUAUUCGAGACAUUAAAAGCAGCUACACUAGGUCAGGAUUGUAUGGAUACUGGGGGAACAAAGGGGGGGUUGCCAUCCGUUUGUCACUUUAUGGCCACAUGAUUUGUUUCUUGAACUGCCAUUUACCUGCACAUAUGGAGAACGCUAACCAGCGGCUGGACACAUUUGAGAAUAUUUUGGAGAUGCAGCAGUUUCCGGGAACAAAGUCACCAAGUAUUCUGGAUCACGAUGUUCUGUUCUGGUUUGGAGAUCUGAAUUUCCGGAUUGAAUCUCAUGGAAUACAUUUUAUACGGGAGGCUAUUGAUGGCAAGCGGUUGCAUUUGCUUUGGGAUAAAGAUCAGUUAAAUAUCGCUAAGAAAAAAGAAAAAUUCCUUGAGGGUUUUGAGGAGGGGUCACUGAACUUUAAACCCACGUAUAAGUUCGACCUGAAUUCUGACUUGUAUGAUACCAGAGCUCCGAAGAUAUUGCUUGGUUUUAAUGGUAAGAAACGUAAACCAGCCUGGACAGAUAGGAUUUUGUGGAGAAUAAAGAAUGUUUCUCAUUCUUCUGAAAAAGAUACGUUAGCAACAGAACAACCAAUCAAAGUAAUCUUAGAGAACUACAGUAGUCACAUGACAUACAGCAUUAGUGAUCACAAACCUCUCUCUGGAACAUUCACACUAGAGUACAAAAAGUUGGAUUGCAAACCGAUGGUCACAAUUCAGCCUGAGGGAGUGUGGAGUGCAGAUCAUGACGUAAUCGUCCGAUAUUCAACUGCAGAAGAGUUUCCCAGCAGUUCCUGGGACUGGAUUGGGCUCUACAAGGUUGGCUUUCGGAAUCCAAAUGACUAUAUGAUGUACUUGUGGGUGAAAGAUGAUGAAAUAGGGUUUGGUGAAGACUUUACUCAGGUCUAUAUCAGUGCUGAAGAGAUCCCUGUGCAGGGAGGGGAGUUUAUUCUCUGUUACUAUAGUAACAAAAUGCAGUCGAUAGCUGGAAUCAGCCAGCCCUUCCAAGUUCAGCAAUCCAAAACCUCCCAGAGGCUACAAACAACGCAUGAAAACUUCAGUACAGGAAAUAACACACCCAAUGACAUCAGUUCACAUGAAUACUUUUAAAUGUGGCAUGGAGCAGCAAACAUUGGCAUUUCCUGUGUCCCACUUGUACACUGGAGUAAGGCAGCAAGGCACUGACUGAUUUUAGAAUGUGUAUUUUUUAACCUGAAUGAUUUUAAGAUAAGCUAAGUAGGCCGGACAAUGGUACAUGAUUCUGUUUCCUUCAAGCUUGUAAACAGUUUCGAUGACUGCUAUAUAGUAGAGUACACCAGCUUACAUCUUGAAGUCAGAAAUAUAUUGUAUAGCUUUUAUUAUUUAUUAAUGGUUUGUGUGCAAAGUUUUACACCCUCUUAGUUUAUAGAAUCGAUAUUGUCAUUAGAUUUCAGGAGGCAGUUGAUGCCUGUGUUGUAGCAUUUUAUGAAGUGGCUCACUGUCACUUUACAGAAAAAAGUAAAAAUAGAAGAAAAUAAAGGAGCUGUUACGCACUCAUCAGAGGCAAACUUUUAUUAAAUCAUAGCUAGCGUUGCCAUCCCACUGUCUCAGAGGCAAGGCUUCUGUCUUUACUUCUAGUGUUCUGAGUAUGGAAAUGAGCUCUUUCUGCUGGUUUAACCAUAUGACAGGGAAAGGGAGAAGAAACCACUGGCUUACUUUUCUUUUCUGGCAAGGAGUUCAUAUUACUUGACCAAAGCAUGGCAAAAGCUGUACAACUUAGUAUAAUUAGCAUAGAAAGAUUUCUUGCUACAUCGUGUAGAAGGCUAGGGUGAACAUGCAAAAGCUGAUGCGCCUCUCUGCUGUUACCUGUGGUAUGCUUUUCACUCAAAUUAAGGUCGUUCAUCAGUAUUUCAUGUGGAUAGGGAUCUCAUGGGCUUCCUCAUCUUGCUAUCUCUGUGCCUUGCUCCCUGACCUUCAUCCAAGGCAAGUUUUAAGGAUCUCUCUGCUUAGGUAUUAGAACUCACCAGUGAAGUAGCACAUGUGGGCUGACUGGCAAACAGCAUUUGAUGGGACUAAGGGUUGCAGAUAAUGCUAAAAAGCGGAGAAUCUAGUGAUCUUCUGGUAUCUGUUGAGGGACUAGAUAAAAGAAUUGUACUGGUGUGUAUUAUGCAAAAUGAAUUUUCUUUAUCAAGUUAUGGGCUGUACAUUACCAGCUUUUGGAAGUGCAGCUUUUCUGCAUUGUUUUGCUACUCUGGUUUCCAUGCCUUGUGCUGUUUAGUGUGGAGUUUUGUUGGCUGCUGGUAAGGUUCUUCUACCUGUUACUCUCAUUUCUUACCAAAAGGUGUAAAGGCUAUGUAUGUGCAGACAUAGUGACAUACUAGCAGUAUUUGUCCAGUGAAGGUGUACCUGAACUGUAGUACCACUUGCAUACCCUUCUCACGAAUUAAUAACUGGAUGCAGUGACACAGUGAAACUCAAAUUCUGUACCAUCAGUAAUUGGAACCGCCUUUGUGUUCUAGAUGAAAUGCAACAUCAAGCUUCUUUGCUGUUAUAAAUUCAUGCAGAAGGUGUAUCCAAGUAUUACCGCAGCACUGAAUAGCCGUACUACUCAGUGUUUGAAUAGUAUAUUGUUUAGUAGUUUGUAGUGGAGCUUUUCUCCCCGGGCCUCCACUGAAAAUGGACAUAUAUCCAGUUGGACUAGCCCGGUAAACAAAUGUAAAAUAAAUAAAAUAAAAUAAAUAUGCAAUGAGUGGAAAGUGUAGAGUUCUCAUCUCUGCUAGUUACAGCUACUUCUCUAUCGAUGUUGAAGAAAACUGCUUCCUCCAAGAGACUUAAAUCUCAGCUAUAUCCUUGUAUGAAGUCCAGAAUCAGCCCACACUAUCAUUGGUACUCUUUGUCAUUUCUUCUGCAAAAGUAAGGCAUACUGACCAUCUUACAGGUCUCAUUUCACCUUCCAGGCACAUAAUAUGCCUUCUAUAUUAAUACAGAUUUCUUCCUGAUGCUAUUUUAGUUGCAUGUAUGUAUGCAACCAAAAGGAGUCAGCCAUGUUAAAGGCAUCAUAUCUCCAACAGGCUGCCAGUGCAAAUUCAAAUGUGUUUGAAAAUAAAGAUGGCCAUUUUUAAGUUGCCCUCCCCCUUUUUCCAAUCACUUUUGUCACUAUCCUCCUCUAAGGUGCUCUUGUGAGAUAGUCAAUGUGGUAAGUGGCGGGGGGGGGCACACCCAAAAACAUAUAGAAAGCUGGUCUACGAUCAAAAGAGUUUGCAUGCCAGUUAUGGGCACAGUGGGUUUCAGGAUGUCAGCAUUGAGCAGUUCAGAUUAUGUCAUUUAGGAGAGGGACUGGAAAAGGGAAACUUCUUCAAAGUCCCUAAAACAGUUAAUUUUUUUCUUUCUUAUCCAUUUUGGGAUUUACUUACGAUAUUUUGUUGGAUAAUGUGUUCAUCUAAUUUAUGAUAAACAUUUUUCCCCUGAUGCAGAUCAAUAUUCUCAAUUUUUUAUUUCCAAAGUUUUACGUUGUUAGCCGAUAUUAACAUAAUUAAAGAUGUUGCACUUCAUUUUAAAUAGUUUUUGUAUAACUGCAUCAAGCAACAUUUUGAGUUUUGUUGAUCUCUGACUUAAUUAUCAGUACUGUUACCUUAAAUGCUGAAUAAUAAUAAUAUUAGAUACAGUAUAUUAUUACUUAUUGCUUGCAGUGCUUGCCCAGCACUUUUAUAAACUGCCGUCUUCUGGUAAUACUUCUGUAGUGGAAACCAGUGAUGUUUUUUUGUUUUAUUUAUUUAUUCAUUUUAUAUGAGGGACUGCAUUCCCAUGACUUCUUCCCAUUUUGAAUUUCUGAUGUACAAUCAUCCCUACCACUUUUCUCCCCUGUAAAUUGCAGCUAAUUGAGGGCAUAUGCCAGGGACCUCCUGUUAUUCUGCCGUGAAGUACACUGCCAUCACAAAGUUCUAGUUCCUCAAACAAAUUUUAUGUGCGGGUAAGUCUUCCAGCAUCUGCUGUGGGUGCUUCCUGUAUAGAGACACCUCCAGGUCACUGACACUUCAUUCAGUUACCUUGCUCCCACACCAUAGGGACCGAACCAGCCAGGACAUAUUUUGUGCUGUUUGUUUGUAUAUGUGCGCAUAUAUAUAUAUAUAUAUAUAUAUAUAU
Molecule: messenger RNA, 4859 nt
Organism: Protopterus annectens (West African lungfish)
Lineage: Eukaryota; Metazoa; Chordata; Ceratodontiformes; Protopteridae
Gene: INPP5K
Product: inositol polyphosphate-5-phosphatase K
Exons: 14
Coding region: 390-1847 (485 amino acids)
Biological process (GO): negative regulation of insulin receptor signaling pathway; negative regulation of peptidyl-serine phosphorylation; phosphatidylinositol dephosphorylation
Cellular component (GO): ruffle; plasma membrane; cytoplasm
Molecular function (GO): phosphatidylinositol-4,5-bisphosphate 5-phosphatase activity; phosphatidylinositol-3,4,5-trisphosphate 5-phosphatase activity; inositol bisphosphate phosphatase activity
Source: RefSeq, a predicted model, not a curated record